AUGGCCACCUUGAUUCAAGUCUCUAUGUCCGACAACCCACACCUUACCAUCUGGAACUGUUGGUUCUGCGAUCACAACUUUGUCGGGUUUUCGGGAAUUCUUCACCAUUGGGAACAAGCCAGAUGCAUCAAGUACGGGCGCAUUAAAGAGCUCGUCUUUGAGACUCCCGAGUACGCCUGGUGUGCCAACAGGAUCACCGAUAUGUUCCCUUUCUUCUGUCACAACUGCAGGGCCCAGUUCCAGCAGAUCUCUCAAGUGUAUUACCAUGCUGAGCGAAACACUGCUUGCCAACACCUCCUUCAUCCCGACCACUGCUUGGGUGCCUUGCAGAAGUUUAUCCUUGACUAUUACAACGCCGAGGGUACGGACACCGUCGAAGACAUGAUGUGA
Penicillium nucicola is the source of this 390-nucleotide messenger RNA. RefSeq lists its product as uncharacterized. The record is from RefSeq and is a predicted model, not a curated record. NCBI's taxonomy places the organism in Eukaryota, Fungi, Ascomycota, Eurotiomycetes, Eurotiales, Aspergillaceae. The coding region runs from base 1 to 390 and encodes 129 amino acids. The transcript has a single exon.